AUGUGCAAGCCGGUGCGCUACGUUUAUCCUCGCUGCGGUCAUCCCAUCGUCCAAGACAAAUAUGUCUGGUCCGUUGAGCGCUGCCCCUUUGCGCAGUGCACCAGCAGAGAUUGUUGGAUUUCCAAUAAUAUUCGCAAGGAUCUGAUCGAGGACACACCAUGGCCUUUUGACAAUCUCACCGAGCCUUGUCCCCUGUUCCAUGAGCGGGAUGAUUCCGAGACUGCUACUCUGGCUGCUUCCUCUAGCGAUGGUGAUCGAACCUCUAGCUAUGAAACGUGCGACCAAGGCUAUUCAACAUGCGACCAAGACUCCUCUUCCUAUGUAACGUGCGACCAAGGCUAUUCGACAGGCGACCAAGACUCUUCCUGCUACGAGACAUGCCUCGAAUUUAUUCUUUCUGAGCGCUCUACACCGCAGCCUGAGGGGAUGGAUGAGGAGGAAUUGGAUCGCAUGAUCAAUGAUAUUCUUCUUCAGGAGGGAUUGCCUGCUGAAACGAGCGGCGAGGAAGUUCUUUACACGAACGAGGACAUCUUUCAAUUCGAUGAAGACUCUUGUCCCCCAGUCGACCAGUUUCUCCUAGACGAAGAUGAACCGCAUUACUUCGACACAGGCCUCCCACAGGAAAUGCCCUUCACCAACGAUCAACUCACCUACUAUAACGACGUCGUUUAUCAGACAGGUGGCGAGCUCCCCUUUGCUAGCAUAGAUGAUCAAAUCGAAUGGGAGCGAGUUCGGGCUGUGGAAGAGCCUCUCGAGCAGAAUCUUUUUGGACAGGAUUUGGACAUGGAGUGGCGCUUCGACGAAUGGUUUUAA
Molecule: messenger RNA, 813 nt
Organism: Fusarium pseudograminearum CS3096
Lineage: Eukaryota; Fungi; Ascomycota; Sordariomycetes; Hypocreales; Nectriaceae
Exons: 1
Coding region: 1-813 (270 amino acids)
Source: RefSeq, a predicted model, not a curated record